This is a messenger RNA of Acanthaster planci (crown-of-thorns starfish), 5903 nucleotides long. RefSeq lists its product as uncharacterized. Lineage: Eukaryota; Metazoa; Echinodermata; Asteroidea; Valvatida; Acanthasteridae. The record is from RefSeq and is a predicted model, not a curated record.
AGGCUUGUUGGUUUAUGUUAAUGCAUAUUUGCAUAUUCAUGAGCAGAACUAUGAUGUCACUGCCAAUGACCACCAAUGAGUCUGCAUUUUGAGUCCCAAUGGCUCAUCACAUUCUGCACCAAUGUCCGUCAGGAAGUUGUUUACAACUACUAAAGAGAAGCACUUACCCAUAACAUAUCAAGAGGGGUGUUGGACAAAAGAUGAAUUUAAACCAAUAAUCUUGAAAUUUAUAAGUUGUUUUGACUGACUCAAGAGGCAUUCACGAGGGGGUAAUUGUAUGAAUGUGCUUGGACAAUGCAUUUUCUAAAGCAUGACAGAAGAUACAAUGUAACAUCAGAAAUAUUGUGACAUUUAGAAAUACAAAUGGAAGUAUGAAAGAAUAGGCUGAGAUAGAGUGAAACAAAAGAAUGAACACUCAUCUGUACAAAGAAAACCUAACACCAAUGUCAACAGUGAAAGUUUACAGAGUAACUUGGUUACAGAAGUUGUCAGAACAAUUGAUCUAACACAAUAUAAUGAUAUAAUCACUUUCACUUUCACUUUUACAGUUAUUUAGGUCUUACAUUCCUUGUUGGUAUAAAACAGUAGCUACAUGUAUAUCCAUGCGUAUUAAAACCUGCAUGUACAACAAAAAGAGUUUUCAACUGGUGUGAUCUCUCAUUAGGGUUCACUAGUCUUGGCAGAAUUUGCAAAAUGUUGGAAAGGAGAUCAAUGACAAAUUAUGGAUGAAGGCUACGGAAACAACCAUUCAACUGGGAGGACUGAUUUUUCAAAGCAUGUUGAAAACGAUCUGUUCGACCAAAGAACUUUCCAAUUGAGAGAUUCUCUGCAGUGCACCAUCCACUGGCUUCCAGAGAAAAAGCUUCUAAAUCUCGAGCAGCGAAGAUUUCGGCAGGACUGUGGCUGGCAAUAAUUAUCACCGGUGUGACUCCUAUAUUCUUACCAACAUCUCUGGAUGUUUUUAUUGACAUUAUCCUUUGGAUGAGUGCCAUCAUUGCUGCUGUUUGCUUCACUGUAACCGCUGCUUUGUACACCUACAUAAUAGCAAAAAUCCACAACCGAGCAGUUCAACUGCCAAAUCGUCCUAAGCAAACAAGCAAGGUCCUACGCAUGGUUAUCAUAAAUACUGUUAUUUUCUUCUCGCUGAACUCUUCUGGAAUUGCUCUUGCAAUAAGUUUCAUUGUGAUAGUAAAGAAUAAUUUCAUUGAACCGAGCCAGGACAGUGAAUGUCUAAAACUUGUUGCUGCAGCAAAUAUUUUGACUGUAUUUAAAGUACUCUUGCAGCUUAUUAACAACUCCAUUGAUCCCCUAGUCUACAGUGCCACUAACUCUGACUAUCGUACAGCUGUAGUCCAGGCUUUCUCAUUCCUCAAACUGUGCAGUACUUGCUACCCAAGACAGAAUCCCAGCCAACCAUCAGAGCCAAGGGAACAGAUUGAGCUUCACGUGAUUCCACAACCACAAAAUGAUCAACAGCACCAUGCUGUCAGGCCAAGCAGCAGCAGCAAGCCACCAAGCCAAGGCCUUGCACAACACACACAGAGUCAGCAACCACUGCACAGCUGCCAACAACAAUGUUCCAGGCCAAGUAGCAGCAAGGCAUCCAUGCACAGUCAGCAGCAUGUUCUAGUGUAUGCACAUGUACAUGCAGAACCAGCAGGGAUCCCAGCACUUGCAAGUUCUCAUCAGGAACAAUGCUCUAGUCAGACUGACUGUAAGCCAUCCAUGCAGGGGGAACAGUGUGUCCAUCCAGAACUAGAAAAACAGCCAGCAGUCACUAGCAAGUACUCAGGAACAAUGUCCUGUGUUGACCAUACUCAGCUGUCAGCACAAGGGGAACAAUGUGUACAUCCAGAACCAGAAUGGAGUCAGUCACUCGAAAGUUGUCAAGAACAAUGUUCUCUAGCAAUUGGUAAGAACAAAUGAAACAGAUAAGGGUAAUGAACAGUGUGCAGGCUCAGCAUGUAGUUAAAGUUGCUUAUAAGUGUGGCUGAAUGCUGACAAUCACAAACAUCACCGCUAGCUCUCAGGCCUUCGCAGACAUUGAAGGACUCAGCUUUGACACAUGUAUGAGUCAAUGAGCCUUGAGCUAGACCAAGAGGGGAUGCAAUUUUUCUUGACAACGGAGGCUCCUUUGGUCAGACCUCAAUUUCGCUGGUUUAUGAACAACUCCCAGUGUGAAAUGCAUACGUUACAGUCGCAUCACAACCAACAAAAUGAACACGCUCAACCAAUGUGGUUCUUUUCGACCACAAGGGGGUACUUCUGCUCAAGGCUGACUACCCUCAGUCUCUACAGGUUGAUUGAUAUUUGGGGCAAAAGAAAAAUUGAGAUCGAAUAUUUAUGCUAGGAACACAUUUCAACUCAAGCAAAUUUCACUAGCAAUAUUUUGUAGACAAAUAUGUUGUUUUUGUUGGCGCAAGACAGUAUGAACUGGCCUUUACAUUAUGAUUUUAGAAAACAAGGAGGGGUGUCUUGUAAAGAAACUCACCCAAAAAUCCAAAAUGUCUGAUGGUUCUCAAUUGGAAUAUCUAAGGUAGAGUCCACCUGUAUCAGGUGGUGGUAGAGAUCUGUUACAGCAGUCCUAGCCAUAGAUUCAUCUGACAUGCUAAUGGAUAUGUUGUCUUCUAGGUCCAAUCAUGAACACAGACUGGCCUGUUAUAUAAAUGUACAUAUUUAAGUGCAUCAUUUAUUCAUCAUACACUGUACAUAGACAUUGUUGUUGCUACAACGCCAGUUAUCAAUUUCCAGCUGGCACAGAGGUGCAUGGCUCAUCAUGGCAACGAUGAGAAUAUGUGGAAAAAGAGAUGAGUGUCUUCUGUCUUCAAUAGAUCUUACAUUUAACGUGUCACCAAUGACCAUCGAUGCUUGAUGUAAGAGAAAAUAUAUACGAGAAUUCUUGGAACUAUGCAUUUGCUAACAAGUGUUACAAAUUUUCCAUUGUUCAUAACAUAACGACAUGCUGCAGCGAACAACGUGCAACUGUGAUUUCAUUUUAAACAGAUUUACAUUGUAAUAAUAAACAACAGUUCUUCAUUUUUAAAUAAGGGUGACAGUAGGCCUGUAUUUAAAAAAAUGUUGAACUGUAGAUUUGCUGAGGACUAGUGUUCUCUUUUCCCAAGGUUUAGAAUGCAUGGCGCUGACUUACCCAUGAUUAAAGCCUUGUACAGUGGUAAACACUUUGUUGUUAAAUGUCAAGGCCCUAAUAUGUCUACAAUGUUUUAGCAAGAGAAAUAGAAUAUACCAAUGGUUAACUGUAAGUAGCACAUCAUACAUCUGGGAGGAUUCAGGAUUCAGGGUUCUUCGUCAAAAAUGCAUGAGGGUCAGGGUAAAUGGUUCAUGAAAUCUAAACUACAACUUUGGUUUAUCAAGACUGCAUGUGGUUCAUAAACAUAUUUUGUGUUUUUCCCACGAGGCUUUGUCUCAGUUUUUCAUCUUAAGAAUUUAGUUCAAUGGAGAGAAUCCCAAGCUGAAUCCCUUUGGUUCAAUCUAACUCAAUCUCCUGCUACAGCAAACAUAUUUUGCCUAAUGCCGGUGAGGAAAUGUUUUCACUGGGUGCCCACAGUUUCCAUGUCCAUCUACACUGGCGCUGAAACUGCAGACAAUGAUGAGCAGAAACCUUGGAAAACUGUGACAAAUGUUUUGACAUUACAAACCUGUAAUUACGAAAUGGCUGUUUUAUGUGAGAUGUUCAUGAACGAUGUACAGUAGUGUUUCUAUAUUUAGGUGUUCAUCUUUAUCAGUCCUGUAUAGAUUCCGUCAUUUUGGGUCGUGCACCCAGAAUGUAUUUCAAAAUUGUCAGCUACAUGAAUAAGAGGAGGAACGGUAAAUUGUUGUCAGAGUGUAUUCUCAAACCCGACUUCAAUUCUUGUAACGAGGCAUAAAUAUGAUCAUAAUUUUCACUUAUUCAUCACAGCCAACUGGUAUUAAUUUGUAAUGAACAUUUAUUUCAUUGCUUUUAAUUUUACUUACAAGUUCCCUGAAACAGUUAAACUCACUUUCAUUUUAAUGUGGCAGACUCAUGAAGUCUAGGGCGUACAAUUUGACAUUUCACAUAUUCUGAUGACUUCUUGCUUGCUUAGCCUGUAAGUCUCCCAGUUGGGACAGGCGACAGUGAUUACCUACUGACCAUCAGUGCCUUCAACAUUCUGUUGAUGGGGCACACAUCACGACUUUCCUACCAUGUAUUCUCGAAGUAAUCUGUACCUUUAAUCAGAAAUGGGAUGGUCUGAUGCAUUUGUUUAAAGAAAGUUGGUUCUAGUAACAUACUGUAACUUACGCACAUAACGUAGCAUGUACAGAUCUCUUGCUAGAAAUAAACCCCCUAUUUUUUUAAUUAAACAAACAAAUAAUUUUAUCAGUUCAAAAGACUGCAAUUAUCUCAUGAGAAAGAACCCCUCCUCCAGAAGGUAAGAAUUAUGCAACUUUGUAAAUUGUGACAUUAAAUUUUUUUUGUAGAAAGUACAUUUAUAAUGCUUUUAUUAACAAGAUGGAAGCCAGCUGCGUAGACACAAGAAUCUCCCAAGGAUGGGAAUAAAAUGACUUGAUACACUUGUCAUAUUGCUAGUUUUGAUCUGGACAUGUUCAACGGUGUAAUUCAUAUGAUGCCAGUUCCGUAUUUGUUACCAUUGAUAGUACACAUGUGUAUGUUAAUAACAGUACUGCGUUACUGAACAUGCCCCUGGAAGCACCAGCAGAUACAGUCCCCCCCUCCCCAUUGGCAUCUUGCCAACAUCACCCUCUGCAACCCGUGGUUGGUGCUACAGUACCUCACCAGUCAAAAUAUCAUCAGAUGUUUCUUGCUUUGUCAGCUGCUUCCUACAGGGUACUCUAGAAGUCGCUUCUGCCAAUUAUUGACAACUUGUACUGCAAGUUGACAAUUUUCUUCCUUCCAAUAUUAAAAAUGAUGCUAUUCCCCCAGAACAGUUGAUUUGAAACAUGUGAGGGAGACAUUUUAUAUAUGUCAGUAUGAAUCUAGUAUUCCUUUCCUAUUCAGCAUGGCAUGACCAGUAAUUGGUCUGUCUAUACAUGCCAAAUUAUAAAAAGAAUGGGCUUAUCUAUUUUUUCCCAACUGUAUAGUAUUUUUCUUUCUUUCUUUUAUUUUGAAAUGUUACCUUCAAAUAAAAGACAGAAUCAAAAUACACAUACAACUUAACUGUUGACAGCAGCCCAGGGUGCAAGUUUACAGAGAGCUUGUUCCUCAGCUUAUGACAUCCACAUUCAUAUUCUUUGUGCAUGAGUGCAUUACUAAUUAUCUUUUGUAAAUACUACAAUGGACCAUCCCUGCUGAGUAAAAGCAACCAUUCAGUUGUUUUCACAUGGAGUACUCAACUCUUUUGGUUGAAAUACAGCAUGACAUCAAGAAUGUUGAAAUACAUGUAUUCUUGAACUAUCUGACCUUUUUCCACUUGCUGGUCCCUUGCCCAACGGUGUGACAUGUUUCUUUGGCAUUUAGUCUCACAAACCUCACAAGUAGCUGGUUUUGUGGUUUGCUUCAUUCAGAGCAAACAUUUUGGCAAUGGAAACCUUAUCCAAGAAAAUCCCUGGGAAACAAUAAUAUUGGCCAAUAAAGGAAAUUCAAAUCUGAAAAGUGGAAGCACCAAGGUGUAUAGUGAAGUCAAGCAGGCAAAGGAUGCGGCAGCGGCCUGGCCGCUCACGCAUGCACUCAGGAAAUAUGUAGACAGACCUGGUCAAGACUAGCCUUGGAGUCGUCAUUUCUCGUUUGAUAGAUUGAAUAAAGACCUAAAAACUUCGGGCAAGAUGUUCUUUUCAACAAAUUGGAUCUUUGUCCCAAAGCUUUUUGUGAAGCAAUGUCCAAAUGUUCACAUACACACUGUGUAUAUUAGAGAAUGAAAUUAGUUUUGAAAAAGGGAAAGAUUGAGCAAACAAGCAAGCAGGCAAAG